Molecule: messenger RNA, 2025 nt
Organism: Nanorana parkeri
Lineage: Eukaryota; Metazoa; Chordata; Amphibia; Anura; Dicroglossidae
Gene: PDLIM5
Product: PDZ and LIM domain 5
Exons: 14
Coding region: 192-1979 (595 amino acids)
Biological process (GO): actin cytoskeleton organization; heart development; muscle structure development
Cellular component (GO): Z disc; stress fiber; adherens junction
Molecular function (GO): muscle alpha-actinin binding; actin binding
Source: RefSeq, a predicted model, not a curated record
CCCUGCGUGAGGUAGACAGAGGAAGAGAACACCCAAGAGAGCAGCUCUCAUAUAAAACCCACAGGCGGAAGUUCUAAGCAGUCUUUAGCAGACAGCUCUGGCACCGGUGAUCGGCACUGCACGGCACACGUCUUCUCUCAGAGGUUGUGCAAAAUUCUGGAAAAUCUGCUUUUCUGUAAACUUCAGAUAAAAUGAGCAACUACAGUGUAUCUCUGGUUGGCCCAGCUCCCUGGGGCUUCAGACUUCAAGGUGGCAAAGACUUUAACAUGCCUCUCACUAUCUCCAGGCUUAACGAUGGAGGGAAGGCUGCUAAAGCGUAUAUCGGGAUCGGUGAUGUUGUUCUUACCAUUGAUGGCAUAAGAACAGAUGGAAUGACUCAUUUAGAGGCACAAAACAAGAUUAAAGCAUGCACUGGAUCAUUGAGUUUGACUUUGCAAAAGGCUGCAGCUGCUCCAAAGACCAAUCCAAACCCUGCACAAGUUGAAACUCUCAAAGAAAUAAUAAAGCCUGUGCCUAUUGCAACUCCCGCUACACCUGCUGCACCUAAGAUCAACACUUCAGCCAAUAUGACCUACAACAAAGCUCCUAGACCAUUUGGGGCCCCAUCCCCUUCCAAGCCUGCUUCAAUCCCAUCACCAUCCUCAGCCUUUUCCCCAGCCUCUGCAAGCCAAACCUCCUCACAGCUCUCUGCUUUAUCCCUGCUGUCUGCAGUCAACCCACCUCCUCCCAUCACAUCCGGAGUGCAUGCCAAUUAUAAAUCUGCCACAGAUGGCCAGUCACCUGCUUUAAGUGCAACUAAAACUGCAGUUAAUGUCCCACGGCAGCCUGCCAGCUACAAUUCGGCUGUCAACCUGUAUGCUAAUGAGACUGCACAAGAUGGGGCUGAUGUGCAGAGAAGAGGACAAAAGGAAAACCUGGGUGAUGAACCACAAAAUGGGAAGCCUCCACCUAAACGUCCUCCUCGGAAACACAUUGUGGACACAAACACAGAUUUUUACCAUACUCCAAUUUAUAGCGAUGCCAGCAAAAAGCGUCUCAUAGACCAAACUGAAGACUGGCAUCCACGCACCGGUACUUCUCAGUCACGUUCUUUCCGAAUUCUUGCUCAGAUGACUGGCACUGAAAACCUGACGGAACCAGAGCCUGACAAUGUGAAAAAUGAUCCACUGGAAACUACCCCAGUUGCUACCUAUUCUGCUGAACCAGCUAAGAAUAUGCCCAGUUCAUACAAAUCUGGGCCAGCUGCAUACAAACCCAGUGGUUCCUCAAGCAAUACCAAAUCAGCAGGCUUGCAACCAGCAUCUUCUACUGGAAGAAUCACAAAUCCGCCUUCUACAAGAACACCUGCAUCCGAUAACAAACCCUUUGUACCACCUCCUAUGGAUGAUCAAGAUACAUUGUUCCAGAGGGCAGAACAUAUACCUGCCGGGACACGCACCCCAAUGUGUGCUAUCUGCAACCUAGUCAUUAGGGGACCAUUUUUGUUGGCUUUGGGGAAAUCGUGGCAUCCAGAAGAAUUCAAUUGUGCUCACUGCAAGAAAAAUAUGGCGGAGAUUGGCUUUGUUCAGGAGAAAGGUGCUCUCUAUUGUGAAAUUUGUUAUGAGAAGUUCUUUGCACCAGACUGUGCCCGUUGCCAAAGGAAGAUACUUGGUGAAGUUAUCAAUGCAUUGAAGCAAACUUGGCACGUCACAUGCUUUGUUUGUGUGGCCUGCAACAUUCCUAUUCGAAACAGCGUUUUCCAUUUGGAAGAUGGAGACCCUUACUGUGAGAAAGAUUAUUAUACCUUAUUUGGUACGAUGUGUCAUGGAUGUGAGUUCCCUAUUGAAGCUGGAGACAGGUUCCUGGAGGCACUGGGAAACACAUGGCACAACACUUGCUUUGUGUGUUCGGUAUGUUGUGAAAGUUUGGAGGGACAAACUUUUUUUGCAAAGAAAGAUAAACCACUAUGCAAGAAGCAUGCUCAUGCUGUGAAUAUCUGAAGGCUUUUUCAACCCCAUCUUUUCACGGAAUAUAAAUGCUCCAUCA